UGUUCUCUCUCUCUCUCUCUCUCUCUCUCUCUCUCGCACUCUCUCUCGCAGUCUGACUCCACUGAGGAAUCAGGAGUAAGAGAAACUCGUCUCAAGUGCUCAAAUAGCUGCAAGAUUUGCGCACUUCGCAUUAUAAAUAAGGUUACUCUGGGGAUGUAGCUAUGUAUCAUGACCCAGCAGCUCUUUGGCUUGUCUGUUUCUUGUCAGAAGGUCUGAUGUCCAGACUCUGUGCUCUUCCAUGUCUGGUCCAGUGGAACUCUUCUUGACCAUUAGAUGGACUACAAACAGUUCCAGCAGUUACUGCGACCGCACCUCACAACUCCCUUACCUUGACCCUUGACCCCUUAGCUUUAAACCCUCACCCCUGACCCAUACUCUUAACCUCUAGCCCCUCACUCCUCCUAAUCCUUAACCUUACUCCCCCUCUCCCUCCCUCCCUCCCUCCCUCCCUCCCUUCUUUCCUCUCAUCUCUUGUCCUCUCCUCCCCUCUCCACCAUGUUAUCCCGUAUCACCACAGUCCUCUUAGCUGUUUUGUGUCGAUGUGUGCUGGUGUCUCUCGGGGUGGACCCCCCUCAACCCCGUCGGGAGAUCCGGAUCGAGGGUGACCUGGUUCUGGGGGGGCUGUUCCCAGUCCAUGAGAAGGGGGGAGGGAUAGAGGAGUGUGGGAGGGUGAACGAGGACAGGGGGAUCCAGAGGUUGGAGGCCAUGCUGUUUGCUAUAGACAGGAUCAACUCUGAUCCUACUCUACUGCCUGGAGUCAGUCUGGGAGUUCACAUACUGGACACCUGUUCUAGAGAUACAUACGCACUGGAACAGGCGCUGGAGUUUGUACGUGCGUCUCUGACCAAGGUGGACGAUACAGAGUUCAUCUGUCCUGAUGGAUCCUACGCGCUACAGGACGACAGUCCCCUGGCAAUCGCUGGAGUUAUAGGAGGAUCCUAUAGCAGCGUGUCUAUACAGGUGGCCAACCUGCUCCGCCUCUUCCAGAUCCCUCAGAUCAGCUAUGCCUCCACCAGUGCCAAGCUCAGUGACAAGACGCGCUAUGACUACUUUGCCCGCACGGUGCCCCCUGACUUCUACCAGGCCAAAGCCAUGGCAGAGAUCCUACGGCUGUUCAACUGGACCUACGUGUCCACAGUGGCAUCAGAGGGAGACUACGGAGAGACGGGCAUAGAGGCUUUCGAACAGGAAGCACGUAUGAGGAACAUCUGCAUCGCUACCUCUGAGAAGGUGGGGCGCUCUAACGCUAAGAAGUCAUAUGAGGCAGUGAUCAGGCAGCUCCUCCAGAAGCCCAACGCCCGCGUGGCAGUUCUCUUCCUGAGGAGUGAUGACGCUCGAGAACUCCUCUCUGCCGCCGCACGACUCAACACCACCUUCAUCUGGGUGGCCAGUGAUGGCUGGGGGGCACAGGAAAGCAUUGUCAAGGGCAACGAGGCCACGGCCGACGGGGCCAUUACCCUGGAACUGGCGGCCAAUCCCGUGCCUGCUUUCAACAGCUACUUCCUGUCUCUGCAUCCAAUCAACAAUCGCCGCAACCCCUGGUACCGGGAAUUCUGGGAGCAGAAGUUCCAGUGCUCACUUGGCGGAGGAGGAGGUGGGGCAGGAGGAGUAGGGUCAGGGGGGAUGGUGUCUCUCUCCCUCCCUCCCUGUGAGAAGGGUGUGUCGGUGGAUAGUAGUAACUUUGAGCCGGAGUCCAAAAUCAUGUUUGUGGUGAAUGCGGUAUACGCCAUGGCCCACGCCCUCCAUAAGAUGCAGAGAACAUUGUGUUCCAACACAACCAAGCUCUGUGACAGCAUGAAGGCUCUGGAUGGACGCAAACUCUACAGAGACUACCUCCUCAACAUCAGCUUCACAGCUCCCUUCUCUCCUCUCGGCAGUGAGACUGUGGUGAAGUUUGAUCCCUAUGGCGACGGGAUGGGACGGUACAACAUCUUCAGUUACCAGCGCAACGCUGAUCGCUAUGGCUACGUGCCCAUCGGCGAGUGGGCGGAGACUCUGAGCCUGAGCAGUGACCUGAUUCGCUGGCCAAGGGAGGUGGUGCCCCCAUCCCAGUGCAGUGACCCAUGUGCCCGCAAUGAGAUGAAGAAGAUGCAGGCUGGAGAGUACUGUUGUUGGAUCUGUACUGCAUGUGAGGCUCAUGAGUACCUAGCUGAUGAGUUCACCUGUUCGCCCUGCGCCCCCGGCCAGUGGCCCAGUGAAGACCUCACUUUCUGCUAUGACCUGCCCGAGGACUACAUCAUGUGGGAGGACGCCUGGGCCAUCGGACCCAUCAGCAUCGCCAUUGUCGGGUUCCUCUGUACAUCUCUGGUGUUCUGGGUGUUUGUGAGACACAACAACACGCCCCUGGUGAAGGCGUCAGGCAGAGAGUUGUGUUACAUCCUGCUGCUGGGUGUCUUCAUGUCCUACUCCCUCACCUUCCUCUUCCUUGCCAAGCCCUCUCCUACUAUCUGCGCCAUGCGACGCCUCGGCCUAAGCACCUCAUUCGCUGUCUGCUACUCAGCCCUGCUCACUAAGACCAAUCGGAUCGCCCGGAUCUUCAGCGGGGUAAAGGACGGGGGCGGGACCACAAGGCCUCGCUUCAUAAGCCCCACCUCUCAGGUGUUUAUCUGUCUCAGUCUGAUAUCGGUCCAGUUAGUGAUGGUGUCUGUGUGGUUGCUGCUGGAGGUUCCUGGUACCAGGAGGUUUACGUUACCGGAGCGACGGCAGACAGUGAUCCUGAAGUGUAACGUCCGUGACUCCAGCAUGCUGCUGUCACUAGUAUAUGACGUGCUCCUGGUCAUCCUGUGUACCGUGUACGCCUUCAAGACCAGGAAGUGUCCAGAGAACUUCAAUGAGGCUAAGUUCAUAGGAUUUACCAUGUACACAACCUGUAUCAUCUGGCUAGCCUUCCUGCCCAUAUUCUACGUCACAUCCAGUGACUACAGGGUCCAGACCACCACCAUGUGUAUCUCUGUCAGUCUCAGUGGUUUCGUGGUGUUGGGCUGUAUGUUCGCUCCCAAGGUCCACAUCAUCAUGUUCCAACCACAGAAGAACGUCACCAGUCUCCGCCUCAAUAUCAACCGCUUCAGUGUCAGUGGUCCUGCCACCACAUGCGCUUCACACGUGAGUGCCCAGUAUGUACCGACUGUGUGUAAUGGGAGAGAAAUUGUUGACUCCACCACUUCCUCUCUGUGACCCCACCCACUCACCUCUCUAUCCCCACCCCCCAGAGACUUCGUCAAUAGGCACACAUUGUGCCCCCCUGUCCCCUCUCCCACCACGUG
Messenger RNA from Oncorhynchus masou masou (cherry salmon), 3263 nucleotides. Its product is annotated as metabotropic glutamate receptor 3-like. Gene Ontology annotation, molecular function: group II metabotropic glutamate receptor activity. The record is from RefSeq and is a predicted model, not a curated record. Bases 496 to 3174 code for a protein of 892 amino acids. The transcript has 13 exons. Gene Ontology annotation, biological process: regulation of synaptic transmission, glutamatergic; G protein-coupled glutamate receptor signaling pathway. Gene Ontology annotation, cellular component: plasma membrane. Lineage: Eukaryota; Metazoa; Chordata; Actinopteri; Salmoniformes; Salmonidae.